AUGAAACAUAAGCCAAAAAAAUUAAUAGCGAAAAGGAUUUAUUUUAAGAUGAAAACAACUUAAGCAAUAUUCAAAUCGACUAGACAUAUCUGCACUAAUGUAAAAUAAUGCAUUUAAUAUUGCUAUUAUAAAAGUUACCAACUAUAGAAUUAAACUUUUAAAAUUGUUUUUGCCUACUUUUUACUGAAAAACUAAACUUAAAAAUUGAUAGAAACAAAUAUGCAGAAAUUAUUAGAUAGCGAAAGAUCUUAAAUUUUAAGCCUUUAAAGAGAUUUGAUACCAUUAAAUUCGCAAAAUUCGAAGAGACAGGUAGGUUACAAUGAGUUAAAUAGCAAAUGCACAAAAGAAAAUAAACCCUCUAUUCAUAAAAUAGUAAGUAAUUUAGAAUUAGAAAAAGUUAAGAAAAAUGAAAGCUAGUUCAAAGAAAACUAAAAUUUCACAUCCACCUAUAAAUCCUAAUUUAACACUUUAGAAACAAUCAAUAAAUAUAGAAUUCUAGAUGAGUUGAAAAUAUCUUUAUAGAAAGAAAUAUAAAAUUAAGAAUUCUUAUCAAUAAGUGACUAGUACACAAAAAAUGAUAAAAUAUACAAAUUUUACUAUGAUAUUUGCAUUUUAUUAAUCUACCCAUUCGCUAUCAUGUGCAAAAUAAUUCCUAUUAUGACUUAGCAUUCAUUAAUUAAUUUGAUUUGGGAUUUUACUUCGAUAGCAUUUAACAUGAUUCUAUUUUAUUUACUGAGCAUAAAAGCAUUAAUAGGCUAUAAUAGCACAGAGAAUACAGUCAAUAUAGUAGUAUGUUGGAUUCUAUUUUUUGUUUUCAUAUUAGAUAUUUUCAAGAUGUUAAUUACAAGCUAUUGUGUGAAUGGCUAGGUCUACACUUUGAGGAAAGAAAUAAUUAAAAACUAUAUCUUUAAUGGAUUUAUAUUCGAUUAUAUAGCUUUAAUUGCUUCAAUAAUUGGAAUAUUUUACUAUGGAACAGGCCAGGCUUAUGGUGAAUAAAACAUAUUAGAAGUCAUAAAAUUUCUAAAAAUAAUAACAUUGGUAAAAAGAGUAAAAGUGUUAAUAGAAAGAAUUAAGAGAUAACACAGUUCAGGAAUUCUAUUUAUAAUAACCUCUAUCGGAACAUACUUAUUAAUAUACUUUCAUAUCCUUAGUAUAUGCUACUUUAAUAUAGCUUAUAUAGUUGAUUGCAACAGUAGUAAUAAAUCUCCUCAAAUCUGGUAUUAUAAAUACAGUAUAAAUAAAUAAGAAUCUUACAAUUUGUAUAUGCAUGGUCUUUAUGAAAUAUAAAAUUCUUUGCUUGGAAGUUCAGAUGUUAACUCUAAUUCAUUCUAAAUAUUAUUUUUAAUUAUUGUUAGGAUUUUAAGUAUUGCUCUUUUCAUAUACCUAAUUAUAUCAGUUUCUACAGGAUAAAGAAAAAAAAAUAAGUAAAACUUUGAUCACUUGAAAAUUCUCAAUUAAAAUCUUUCUAAAUCUGAUUAAGGUUACACUUUGUUAAAUAAAAUUUAUAGCGUGAUUAGUGAAAAUUAAAAUAAGCAGGAUAUUUUCCGCCAACUCUCUAAUUUUAGCAAAUAAAUACCAUAAAAUAUUUAUUAAGAACUUAAAUAGUACUUUUUUUAGAACUAUUUUUCUUCUAAGAUAAAACAUUUUAGUUGCUAUUCGAUUCAAAUUAAUUAGAUGAUACCUUAAAUUGCUGAAAUUUAGUUUUUGGAAAAAGGUUAAAGUGUAUUUCUUUCUGGCAAAUUUGAUGAAUGUGGAGGACUUUCUUUUUAUCUGAUUAUUGAAGGAGAAAUAGAACUAUACUAGUAGCCUACUUUCUGCUCAGAUAUGAAAAAGCUCUACAAAGUAAAAAAAUAAGGAGAUAUUUUUGGUUUUUAACAGUUUUAUACUGGGUAAGUUAGGAAUUCAACAGUUAUUUGUAAAUCCAAUUGCAUAUUAUUUAAGGUUAAUAGAUAAAAUUUCCUUGAAUUGAUUAAAAAAUACAAUUAAGAUUUUGAAAUUUUUCAUAUGAUCAAAGAUACUUUUUUAAAUGAGUAUUAGAAUGAAUGGUCUAAAAUACUUGAUUGUUCCUUUUGUGAGAAUUUUGGUCACCAAAAUUUAAGUUGUCCUUAGGUUUUUUAUCGUCCAAGAGUGAUAAAAUCUAUUAGAGUAAACUAAUCAGAAAUCAAUUAAAGAGAUUAGAAUUUUAAAAGAAGUCAACACAAAAAUAAAUAGUCAAUUUUAAAUAGAUAGUAAAAUUUCGAUGCUUAAAAAAAAUAUUUUUUAUAGAAUGAGGAAAUUCUUUUAGAAUACUUAGUGAAUUACACAGAUAUUUUAAAUUAUAUUAAUUAUGAAGAAGAAAACACCCAGUCAAAAAGUAAAUAGCAAAUUCCAAUAAGAUCAAACAGCGUGAAUGAUUUAGAAAAAGCUUAGAUUAGUUUUAACUUAAUCCCUUAAAAAAUUUCUAAAUUUAGCGACUAUAAAGGUGAUUUAGAUGAUUUAGAGCUUUUGAUGAGAUUAGAUUCUUCAACUCACAGUAUAGGAAUUACUAAAAAAUAAAGUGAAAGAUUAAUAUCAGCAAUAAGUGCAACAAAUGAAAAAGCAAAGAGACCUAGAUCGUAAAUAGAGUAAUAGAGUAUUUUUAAAGUUAAUGGAUAAAAAUUAAAUGAAGAUGAAGAAGGUAAUAAUAAUUAAUAUUAUAAUAGCUUUGCUAGCAAUAGUGAGCACCUUUCAGUAAAAGAUAUUUAAGAAAAUUUUUUCGACAGUCCAAGAAAUAAUCAAAGCCACUCUUUUUCUCAAGCAAGCUGUAGCUUGUUUGAUAAUAUUCAUAAUAAUGGUAAUAACACAAUAUGUACAUAAUCUUUAGGCAUAUAAAAUGAUAAAUCUAUAGUAAAAUCACUGAUUUAGCAAUCAUUAAUAAAACGGAUAAAUAGUGGGAUCAAAGAAUAAAUAAAUCCUUCUUUAAUCUUUAGGAACGCAGGUAUCCUCUAACAAAUAAAACAAAAUUUAAAUAUUUAAGAUUCUAAAUUUAAUUAAACAGUACAUAAUAUAAUUUUAGAUCAAAUUUAAGAAUAUAAAUACUAUUUUCCUAAUGGAAACAUAACGAAUGUUCUUAAAAAUUAUAAUCGAUAAAUACGAUAUUUAUAAAUACAGUCAAGGUAAAAAAUUCUUAACAAAAUUGAAAAAGACAAUUAACCUCCUUAAUUACAAUUACAUAAUUAGGAAGAAAAUGCUAUAUAUAUAGAUUGCAUAAAUACAUCUCAUCUUAGAAAAGCAAACUUUUAAGAUUCUUACAGAUCUUCAAUGUUUAAUCUUAAAAAUAUUUCUGAUACAAAUAAUAAUAUAUUAAAUUUUUAAAUAAGCAACAAUGAUUAUAUCCCUUCUGUGAAUAUAAUCUAAGAAAAUAAAUAACUAUGA
Tetrahymena thermophila SB210 is the source of this 3393-nucleotide messenger RNA. RefSeq names its product cyclic nucleotide-binding domain protein. Lineage: Eukaryota; Ciliophora; Oligohymenophorea; Hymenostomatida; Tetrahymenidae. The transcript is spliced from 7 exons. The record is from RefSeq and is a predicted model, not a curated record.